Monoraphidium neglectum is the source of this 588-nucleotide messenger RNA. RefSeq lists its product as hypothetical. The transcript has 4 exons. Gene Ontology annotation, molecular function: fatty-acyl-CoA binding. The record is from RefSeq and is a predicted model, not a curated record. Bases 1 to 588 code for a protein of 195 amino acids. Lineage: Eukaryota; Viridiplantae; Chlorophyta; Chlorophyceae; Sphaeropleales; Selenastraceae. Gene Ontology annotation, biological process: fatty acid metabolic process.
AUGGCGUUCAACGAGGUUGUUGCCGUUCUGCACGCCGCCGGCAACGACGAGGACGCGCUCCAAGAUGCAAUCAGGCAGGCAGAGGCUGCCGGCCUGGAUGAAGUCCCGGGAGAGGACCGGCAAAAGCUGAGGGCCGCGCGCACGCGCCUGCGCAAGGCCCGGGAGGCGUCGGCCGCGUCGAGCGCCGCGGCCGCCGCCGCGGGGCGCUCGCCGCACGCCAAGGCGUCGUACGACCCCUCAGAGUUCCCGGCCCUGGCUGAGGCUUACGAGACCCUCAAGUGGCGCAUGAUUCAGAAGCCUGGUGGCGCCACGGUCAAGCCAGAUGACUUUUACAGGCUGUACGCCCUGCACCAGCAGGCCACCCAAGGCGACAACGCCGCGGAGCGCCCCAUGUGGGCGGAGCGCGGCGGCCUCGACUUCGAGGGCAGGGCGCGGUGGGAUGCGUGGGCCGCGGUCAAGGGCCUUGACGGCGAUAAGGCGCGCCUCAGGUUUGUGAAGCUGUUCUGGGAGUUUCCCGCCACUGCGCUGUACAGUGACACCCGCGGCACGCUGGGGGGCGCGGCCGGCGGCGGCGGGGCGGCGGCGUGA